Molecule: messenger RNA, 3117 nt
Organism: Pseudozyma hubeiensis SY62
Lineage: Eukaryota; Fungi; Basidiomycota; Ustilaginomycetes; Ustilaginales; Ustilaginaceae
Product: nucleolar complex-associated protein
Exons: 1
Coding region: 1-3117 (1038 amino acids)
Biological process (GO): DNA replication initiation
Cellular component (GO): nucleolus
Molecular function (GO): chromatin binding
Source: RefSeq, a predicted model, not a curated record
AUGCCACCGAAACGCAAAGCACCCUCAUCUGCUGCUGGCGGAAGCAGCAGCAGCAGAAAAUCCACCAAAUCACGCAAACCUCAACCGCAACGCAAGGCACCCAAAAUUGCCUCCCCCUUGGACAUGUUCAUCCGUCGAUCCGACGACGAAGCCGAUUCCGACGACGACGACACACCCACUCCUCUCCAACAGCAACUCGUGACUCGAAGCGCUCAAGACGAGUACGAGCCCGAAUCCGACGAAGCAUCACACAUCUCUUCCGGUGAGGAGCAAGAGGAUAGCGAAGAAGAACAUGUGCCCCGAGUCAAGACUGUUGCAGCGACAAAUCUGGCGUUCCUGGAGGGACUUGAUAAGAACAAGUCGCUCGCAGUGUCGCAGAAGGAUGCGAAGCAGAAGGCGAAGGAGUUGAAGAGGAGCGAUAGGAGGGAGUUUGAGGAAGAGCGGAGGAGGAGAGGUGCCGAGGAGAAGGAGAGGUUGAAGAAGGCCUUGGAAGAGUUUGAGGAGGAAGAAGAUGAGUUUUCGGACGAGGACUUUUCGGAGGACGACGAGGAAGACGAUAUGGCGAGAAUCGGAAGGAAGCAGAAUUACCAAGAGUAUAGUGAUGUUUCCGAGGGAGAGGAGGUGGGUGGUUCAUCGGACGAAGAAACCGCGCCGGUGAAGAAGACCAUCAAGACCACGAAGAGGAAAGCUGCCGAUGAGGAGGAGGAUGCGGAAGCGGUGUACAUGGCACGGUUGGGGAAGAGGAAGGCGAGGGAGCAGUACGAGGGAGAGUUGGAAAGGCAGAAGAGGGUGAACGCCAAGUUGCCCGUCAGAAAGCUCGAUGGAGAGGUAUCGGAGGAUGACGAUUUGGAUAGCAGUGACCAGGACCUCGACGACGACGAUCAAGAGCAAGAUGAGUUCCGACAGGACUCCGAGCCGGAAGGCCUAGGCUCGUCAGACGAAGACGAUCUGUCCACAAAACCAUCCCAACGAUCCAGUCGAGCAGUCCACGCUCCGCUGCCCACCAAUACCGCCUCCGAUCCAGCCUCGGACCUGCCCGUCACCACGGCCACCCCAACCACGCUCUCCUCCAUCACCCACUCCUCUCGCUUCAACCUCACCGCCCCCUACGAAAUCCUCCUCACCUCGCACCCCUGUCGCCUGCCCCCACCUCCCGCCUCCACCUCCACCAAAUCUUCCCGCUCCUACACCCGCACCGUCCUGCAACCCGCCGCGCAACGAACGCUCCUCCUCGCGCGCAACCAGAUCGCCUCGCUCGCCUCCCAGAUCAUCUCCGACCCGGAGGUCAACCUCGGUCUGCUCCGACGUCUCUCGGUCUUUGCCUCCGCGACCGUCAGCGCCCCACCCGAGAAGAUACCCGAGAUUCGUCUCGAGCAAUCCGCUGCCAAAGCCGAGGGUCGACCGCAUACUGCGCGACCAACUUCGAUUCCGGUGCCGGUGGGGGUGAGGCAGAUGGCGAUGCUGUCGAUGCUGGCGGUGUUCCUGGAUGUACUGCCGGGUUACAGGAUCAGGAGCUUGACGGAGAAAGAGAGGGAGGAGAAGGUCGGGCAGGAGGUGGCGAGACGCAGGGAGUUCGAGAGCGGACUGGUGGAGGUGUACAAGGCGUUUUUGCAGAUGUGCGAGGCCGAGAUCAAGACUUCUUCCGCUCCCGGGACAAAGACCGGGUCGACGGUGUUGGAAGUAGCUGCGAUUAAGGUGUUCACCACCCUCGCUACGCGUGCGGUGCACUUCAACUUCCGCACCAACAUCCUCGGCGUCGUUGUCGCAAGAAUGUCCCGCCGUACGUGGAAGGCGGAAGAGGAGGAUUGCUACCAAGCCAUCUGCACGGUCGUCAAGGAAGACCUGACGGGGGAAGUCGGGCUGGAAGUGGUACGGUUGAUCCACCGGAUGACCAAGGAGAGGCGGUACAAGGUGAACAGCAGGGUGUUGGAUGUGUUGCUGUUCCUGCGCUUGAAGGAUGAACUGGGAAACAAGCGGUCCAGCACGACCACGUCUACGGAUCCGGACGCGGAGGCGGAGAAGGAGAGGAGAGAGUACGCGGAGCGCAAGGCGCAAAUGAAGGCACGCGAAGGCAAAGGGAAAAAGGGUGGAGGCAAAGGUGUCACCUCGAAAGAAGUUCGAAAGGGUCUCGCAACGCAUCUCAGCAAGAAGCAGGUCAAGAAGCAGCGCCAACUGCGCGAGAUCGAGGACGAGAUGAAGGAGGCAGAGGCGACGGUGGAUCUGGCCGAGAGGGAGAGGAACCAGACCGAGACGUUGAAGCUCGUCUUUGUGCUGUACUUCACCGUGCUCAAGCGGGAGGUGGGGGAGGUGGGGUUGGGUGUGCUGGAGAGUACGUUGAAGGGGUUGAGUAUGUACGCGCACCGGGUGAAUGUGGAUUUCUUCCGGGAUCUGUUGGCGGUGCUGAAGAAGCACGUUGCGGUCAACGCUGCGUUGUUGGAGGAGGAAUCUGGAGCGAUGGAAAGCGAUGCGGAGGGAUCGGAUGACGACGAUGACGAAGCGGAUAACGUGCUACUGGAUCAAACAACGCUCACCCGCACCAUCCGCCACAUCAUCCUCGCGCUCAAGACGAUCUUCGACCUCUUCCUCGGUCAGAUCGAAGGCUCCAUCCUCAACCUCGACCUUACCGAUGUCCUCUCGCACUUCUACUACACGCUGUUCCACCUUCCGUUCGUAUCCGAAUCGCACCUGCUCGUCACCGCUUCGUCGGCGUCGAUCGUCGAUCUGGCGCUCGACUCGCUCUACUCGAUCCUCAUCAAGUCCCGCACGCGCUUCUCGCCGCACAUCCUGGCUGCGUUCGCCAAACGUCUCGCCAUCGUCACGCUGCACCUCCCCGUCAGCUCGACGUCCGGUCCGCGCAAGGUUUUGGGGUUGAUCGCCCACCUGCUGACGAAACAGUCGACCUCGGCGAGCGCAGAUAGCCAGCUGGCACUGCUGGAUCUGGAAGACAGAAGUCGAAACGGACACUACCAGGCCUUGGGCAAGAACCUCGCUACAAGUGGAGUGUUGGAGAGCGGUCAGACGGUGCUGUGGGAGCUGUGCCAGCUGACGAGGAUGGGGAGCGACGAGUUGGGAGAGGAAGCGGAACGCGUUUGGAGGCUGAAGGAUUCCCAGCAGUAG